AUGACGACCACCUACAUCCCCGAGUCGGCAACCGACCACUUCGACUAUGUCAUCGUCGGAGGCGGCACAGCCGGCUGCGUCAUUGCCUCGCGGCUUGCUGAGAACCUCCCGGACAAGAAGAUCAUCGUGAUCGAGGCUGGUCCUAGCGACUUUAUGGACGACAGGGUCCUCAAGUUGGACCAGUGGCUGGCCCUACUGGGCGGCGAGCUGGACCACGACUACGGCACAACGGAGCAGCCCAUGGGCAACUCUUACAUCCGCCACUCCCGCGCCAAGGUGCUCGGUGGCUGCUCAUCGCACAACACUCUGAUUUCGUUCAGGCCGUUUGAGUACGACAUGAAGAUCUGGGAGUCGUUUGGCGUCCGCGGUUGGGACUUUGCUACCAUGAUGCGCAUGAUGAACAAGCUGCGCAACACGGUUCAGCCCGUCCACGCCCGUCACCGCAACCAGCUCUGCCUGGACUGGGUCAAGUCCUGCAGCACGGCCAUGAACAUUCCCGUGAUUGAGGACUUCAACAAGGACAUCACCCAGACCGGCUCCCUCAAGCAGGGCGUCGGCUUCUUCAACGUCUCCUACAACCCCGACGACGGCCGCCGCUCCAGCGCCUCAGUCGCCUACAUCCACCCCAUCCUCCGCGGCGAAGAGCACCGCCCUAACCUCACCAUCCUCACCAACGCCUGGGUCGACCGCAUCAACGUCCGCGGCAACGACGUAUCCGGCAUCUCACUCACUCUCCGCGACGGCUCCAAGCGUACCCUCAACGCCAAGGCCGAGACCAUCCUGUCGGCCGGCGCCGUCGACACCCCCCGCCUGAUGCUCCUGUCAGGUCUCGGACCCAAGGACCAGCUCAAGGCGCUUGGCAUCCCCGUCGUCCGCGACAUGCAAGGCGUCGGCGAGAACCUCAUCGACCACCCCGAGAGCAUCAUCAUGUGGGAGCUCAACAAGCCCGUGCCCAAGGGCCAGACCACCAUGGACUCGGACGCCGGCAUCUUCCUCCGCCGCGAGCCGCCCAACGCCGCCGGCAAGAAGGCCACCCCCACCAACCCCAAGGCCAUCCCCGACGGCGACAUUGCCGACGUCAUGAUGCACUGCUACCAGAUCCCCUUCACCCUCAACACCACGAGGCUGGGCUACCCGGAGCCGGCCGACGGCUACGCCUUCUGCAUGACGCCCAACAUCCCCCGCCCGCGGUCGCGCGGCCGCCUGUACCUGACCUCGCCGGACCCCAAGGUCAAGCCCGCGCUCGACUUCCGCUACUUCACGGACCCGGAGGGCUACGACGCCGCGACGCUCGUGCACGGCAUCAAGAUGGCGCGCGAGGUCGCCAAGCAGGCUCCCUUCAAGGACUGGAUCAAGGGCGAGGUCGCACCCGGCCCCAAGGUCCAGACCGACGAGGAGAUCAGCAAGUACGCGCGCGGCGUCGCGCACACCGUGUACCACCCCGCGGGCACGACGCGCAUGGGCGACGUCAAGAGCGACCCGCUGGCCGUCGUCGAUUCGGAGCUGCGCCUGCGCGGGCUCAACAAGAUCCGUAUCGCCGACGCCGGUGUCUUCCCCACCAUCCCCACCAUCAACCCCAUGCUGACGGUGCUGGGCAUCGGUGAGAGGUGCGCCGAGAUGAUUGUCGCCGACGCUUCCAAGCCGCAGGCCAGGUUGUAG
This is a messenger RNA of Pyricularia oryzae 70-15, 1659 nucleotides long. RefSeq lists its product as uncharacterized. The coding region runs from base 1 to 1659 and encodes 552 amino acids. Lineage: Eukaryota; Fungi; Ascomycota; Sordariomycetes; Magnaporthales; Pyriculariaceae. Gene Ontology annotation, molecular function: flavin adenine dinucleotide binding; oxidoreductase activity, acting on CH-OH group of donors. The record is from RefSeq and is a predicted model, not a curated record. The transcript has a single exon.